UCGAUGUCGUUGCAACGCUUGAUCGUUAACACUAGGCCUACAACUUUACACUCAAAUUACAAGCAUGACCUGACGUUAAUGCGCAUUCAUGGCUAAAUAUCCCGACGAAGCAGAUAUUCCUGCCUUGGUGAAUGGAAUAGGGACACCGAUCACACAAUCUACAACAAAUACAGAGGUCAGAGACAUACCAAUCCCUAGUAGUAUAAAUAGUAAUAACAUCCCACCGCCGUCCAAGGCAACCCUCACUACUAACACCACAGACGCCACCAAUGGGACCACACCCCUUCCAGUCUCAAAUUCUACAGAUGCUCCCAAUAAUGGGACCACACACUCUCCAGAGUCCGAUACUGCAAAUGUCACAAACAUGGUUACAUCCCCUCCUGUCUCUGACGUUACAAAUGUAACCAACGGGAGUAUACCCAUUCCAGCCUCUAAUCCUACAGAUGUCGUCACCGGGGCCACGCCUUCUUCAACAUCUGGUAACUCGUUGCCGCCUGUAGCCUCCACGUCGGUGUCGUCCGUGGACGUGAUUACUAUUGAGUCAAGCCCAGUGAGGAUAAAAACUGAGGUCAUUGAUGAAGAGUUUAACACUAAUGCGGUGGGUAAGAAUCUGAUGGAGAACAUCGACUGGUUCCUGGAUCAGGUAGAAGAUGGCUACAAAGAAUGUGAUGUUCACAAGAUGGACAUGUUGGAACAGAAUCUUGUCUGUCUCACAUGUCAGAAGUUCAUGUGUGCUCUGUGUCUACGCGACUUCCAUGGUGGACACGAUAUCAUCUCCAUCUCCAAGCUCCGGGAAUGUCGUAAUGUCAGGAACAUAUUAGAAGAUGAUGUGUCGGCACUUCAACUCAUGCAGCAAGCUUUUAAAACAGAAUUUGAUGACAAACAGGAGUUGAAAAAACAAAUAGAGCAAUCUGCUGAAACCCUGCUGAAGAAUGUGGACACCGCUUUCAACCAGUUGUUGAUAAUAGUUGAAAGCAAAAGGAAAGAAAUAAAAAAGCACAUCUGUGAUUUUGAGAAGCAGAAUGUGACUGAGCUCUGUAAGGACCUGGAGCGGAUCAAAGCUAUAGAGCAGUCAGCCACAUUAAUGAUCAGGAGAGUCAUGGUCUUUUUCACCAAGUUUGACAUAUCUGAGGCGAGAAUUCUACCGAACACGCUUUCAGAGAUGAUAUCAAAAUGCAGGGAGUUUCGAGUUGAUCGCAGACAGGCGGAUCACAAAGAAAAGUUCCUGCCAGAAAAGAAAUUUUCAAAUAUUCUACCAUCUCUGCUGGCUGUGACGAACAUCUGUAAAACUAUACACCCUGAAGCUACAAAAGUGGUUUGGUCUAAAAUCACCCCCGACAGGCGCAAUGGAGAUUCGGAUACACCUUCUAAACAUGUGUGUGAGGACACGAAAGACCCCAGUGUAUUACUUGCCCACCUGGCCAGUACGCCGGAGAACACUCGCUCCCCGUCCCCCUUUGACACGGAUACAACGGAAGAGAUGGAGGUCACAAUCCCCAAACCAAAGAAGAGUGCGGCUGGUUCUAAACGAAACAGUGAUGUGCAAUCUAUUGUACGCACCAGUGUCAAAGACAUGUGUUCGAAAAAUCAUCCGCUGCAGAAAAAAACGAGAGAUUUUGAUGAUUGCUGGUAUAGGGAUCACAAAAAAAAGCACAAAGUUUGGAAGUUCAAGAUGAUCUGCGCUGACCCAACAGGAAGAGGUAAAUCCAGUCAAAAAACGGCAGAAAAGAGAAAAGAAAAGGACCGUUCUGUGUCCCCAGGCACAGUGCGUUCUCCUACAAAGCCCUCCAAGAAAGCUCGAGUCUCCACUGAGCCCUCGGCUACAUCACCAUCAACCUCCUUAGCAAACUCUUCGACAGACUCAGCAUUCUCCUCGUCCUCCACUUCAAGUGUCCCAGGUGUGUCGUCUUCCAUGUCCAGCCUCCCCGUGAUAACCUCUGUCGUGUCACUGGCUGAGGGUAACAGGAGCAUGACAAGAAAGACUUUCAAUUCCAACAAUUCAUUGUCUGGACUAUUCGACAUUGAUUUUAACUCGGCGGGUACAAGUCAGGAAUCAACGAAAAAUUCAAAGGAUCGGAAACAAACGAUGGACAAAAAGAAAGUUAUGGCGGUGGUUCCCUCUGUGAAUAAGUCUUUAAAUAAUGUUGUUAAACAUCCUGGCCGACGUCCAGGAGCCCAGUCAAGACUUUCAAGUAGUAGCUCGUCCUCACUGGAAUCUAUAACUGCAGCUCCGGUUUCAGCGGUGGUAACGUCUGCACCAAAUACGAGGACGGAUACUUCCGGGUCUCAGACUGUUGCUUCCACUUCUAACUCCAGGUUAACAGGUACUACGACAAGUGGAAGUACAUUUACAAACACAUCUCCAGGUACAUAUUCCAGGACAAUAACUUUACAUCCUGAAAGGUCCCGUUCCCCUACACCAAGUCCCUCACAAGGAUCAUCCAGUAGAGAAACCGGGGCAGCAGCAACACCAGCAACACCAGCAGCAUCAGUAGCAGACAGGGAGCCAUCAGAAGAUAGUGAAGAAGUACCAAUGGGACAGGACGGUCUUCCUAUUCUUAGUCUGGUCACCUUCUACCCUCAAACCAUGACCCAAGGUCGGACGGUGAUGGUGCGCGCCCUCCAAGGCAAGAUCUGGCUUGGCUAUGUGUCAAAUAUUAAUGCACUCAAGGCCAGCUGUUAUUUCUCUGUCCAGUGGUUAACUGGUCAGUUUGGUGUUGAUACUAAAUUUGAAAUUCAAGAAAAGUGGCAGAGAAAAUCAGAUAAGGUACAUACGGACUGUAUCAUAUGCCAUUUUGAUUACACAAUGAAACAAGUCAUGUCUGAUGAAUUGCUGCAGCAGCUCAAAAUUGCUUCAAAACAGCCUCCUUGCUCUGUGAAACCUCGAAGUACACCACCAAAACCUUCAACAGCCAGUCCAGGUAGAAUCCCAACUAGAACUGAUAAUAGAACACAUUCUGCUUCACCACAAUUGAGCAGAGAUAAUUCUACAGGAUCUGCUGCCAUGACAACUAGGAGAGGCACCCCUAGCAACAAGUCUAACCCCAAGCCUAACACCAAAUCCUAGUACUUGGUGUCAAUAUCUACUGUGUAAAUGACAUUAUCUACUGAGUGUAUCACAACAUCUACUGUGUAUAUCACAAUA
Mizuhopecten yessoensis (Yesso scallop) is the source of this 3145-nucleotide messenger RNA. RefSeq names its product location of vulva defective 1-like. The record is from RefSeq and is a predicted model, not a curated record. The transcript is spliced from 17 exons. NCBI's taxonomy places the organism in Eukaryota, Metazoa, Mollusca, Bivalvia, Pectinida, Pectinidae. The coding region runs from base 89 to 3067 and encodes 992 amino acids. Gene Ontology annotation, molecular function: zinc ion binding.